Sclerotinia trifoliorum is the source of this 1409-nucleotide messenger RNA. The record is from the annotation of a GenBank genome assembly. NCBI's taxonomy places the organism in Eukaryota, Fungi, Ascomycota, Leotiomycetes, Helotiales, Sclerotiniaceae.
GACAAAUUUGACUCCUAUUCCUGUCGACGAGACCAUAAUAUUCCUCUAAUAAGCGGCGUUGAUACUAUAUCAUAUUUUUGACGAACACUGCCUUUCCCUCUUUCCAAAGAGACGAACAAUAGAACAAAAAUGAAUUCCAUUGAAGCCCGAAGUUCAACCCAGGUUUCCUAUCCGCUAUCUCCUCCUCAGAUAUAUCAUGACUCUAAUCCAACGACAAUGCAGAACAUACCACUAGAGUUGUUUGAGGUAAUCUGGGAGAUGGCAGACACCGGUGUACCUCGAAAUGUUCCUGUAAGCUGCAGACAUGUCGGAGAUACUUUCGAGAUAUACAGUGCAAAGGUAACGUCCAAUAUCACAGCAUUGAGCGUUCAUUGGAGAUCGAGGCAGUGGGCAAAAACGGAGAAUAAUGUAGCCAAACUUUUGCGGCGUAAGGGAUACAAGGGACCUCUCGACCAGAUUCGCUCGCUUUACUUCAAUCCGAGACGCGACCGAAUCUGCCCAGUCAAUGAGAUGUUGUGGACACCCAAAGCUUUUGAGCUUCUUCUUUGGGUCAUGAAUGCUACUGGAUUAAAGCGAGUCGCAGUCAGUGAUUGUUCCCACUUAACAGCCAAUCUCAAUAAUCCAUGGGAAUUGUUCUUCUGGUGGUCGAACACCGAGAAGUGGAGCUCGACUUUUAGAGAGAUAUCGAUGUACACAACGAAGUUUAAUAUUGAUGUAAAACAAAGGACAACGUUUGUUGGAUGGGCUGGGGUAGAUCUCGAGCUCAGUUUACACCAGAAGCAGCGCCGCAACCUUCAGAUCUUAAAGUCUCGAAUUGCUUCCAGGAAAAUUCAAGACGCUAGGGAAAAACAAGCCUUGGCAGAUGAUAUCGCAGAGAAAGAGAGAAAGACUAGAACUAAGUUGGAUGAGGUACCCACUUGGUUGUAUGAGAGUUUACAUGAGACAGGCGAUUUUAAUCUUCGGAUGAUGGUUGAGGUUGGCUCGCUUGAUCCUCGGGCUCAAAAUGUCAUAGAUGAUACCAGCGAUGACGAUGAUAGUGAUGAUGACGAUAAUUCGGAUGAUUCCAACGAUGCGAAUAACCUGAAUGACGAGAGCGAAGAGAAGACAGAUAUUGACGAGGAACCAGAGGAGGAUGAUGUUACGCCGAGUAACAUAUUCCGCAUCACAUGACUAAUCACGGGACCAGCAUCGUCAUGUGACCGGCUCUAAGGGAUCCUCUAGAGCCAGCGGCUCUCGAGAAUCUAAUUAGAGUUAUUAAAGCCAGAACAUGAAGAUCUAUAUAAUCAGGAUGGAUUUCGUUAUUGUAGAGUUUCAUACUCAAGAUCAAUCAUUUAGUAUAAUCUAUUAUUAGUUAUGAAUUGCAAUCAUAUCGUUGUUACUUAAGUCCCUGCUUGACGCCUAGUAAUAAA